AUGCAUCAGGUUCCGCUGAGAGAUGCUGAGAGGGAGAAAGUUCCAGAAGAUGACGAGGUGCCCGGGGCAAAGAUGAAAGAGAAUAUGUUAUAUCCUUCCCCUGUACCCCCCUACAUCACACAACCUUCCCCUGUGCCCUCCUACAUCAUACAACCUUCCCCUGUACCCUCCUACAUCACACAGCCUUCCCCUGUACCCUCCUACAUCACACAGCCUUCCCCUGUACCCUCCUACAUCCCACAACCUUCCCCUGUGUCCUCCUACAUCACACAACCUUCCCCUGUACCCUCCUCCAUCACACAGCUUUCUCCUGUACCCUCCUACAUCACACUGCAUUCACCUGUACCCUCCUACAUCACACAGCCUUCCCCUGUACCCUCCUACAUCACACAGCCUUCCCCUGUACCCUCCUACAUCACACAACCUUCCCAUGUACCCUCCUACAUCACACAGCCUUCCCCUGUACCCUCCUACAUCACACAACCUUCCCUUGUACCCUCCUACAUCACACAGCCUGCCCCUGUACCCUCCUACAUCACACAACCUUCCCCUGUACCCUCCUACAUCACACAACCUUCCCCUGUACCCUCCUACAUCACACAACCUUCCCUUGUGUCCUCCUACAUCACACAACCUUCCCCUGUACCCUCCUACAUCACACAACCUUCCCCUGUACCCUCCUACAUCACACAGCCUUCCCUUGUACCCUCCUACAUCACACAGCCUUCCCUUGUACCCUCCUACAUCACACAACCUUCCCCUGUACCCUCCUACAUCACACAGCCUUCCACUGUACCCUCCUACAUCACACAGCCUUCCCCUGUACCCUCCUACAUCACACAGCCUUCCCCUGUACCCUCCUACAUCACACUGCCUUCCCCUGUACCCUCCUACAUCACACAGCCUUCCCCUGUGUCCUCCUACAUCACACAGCCUUCCCCUGUACCCUCCUACAUGACACAACCUUCCCCAGUACCCUCCUACAUCACACAGCCUUCCCCUGUACCCUCCUACAUCACACAGCCUUCCCAUGUACCCUCCUACAUCACACAGCCUUCCCCUGUACCCUACUACAUCACACAACCUUCCCCUGUACCCUACUACAUCACACAACCUUCCCCUGUACCCUCCUACAUCACACAGCCUUCCCAUGUACCCUCCUACAUCACACAGCCUUCCCCUGUACCCUCCUACAUGACACAACCUUCCCUUGUACGCUCCUCCAUGACACAACCUUCCCUUGUACCCUCCUACAUCACACAACCUUCCACUGUACCCUCCUACAUCACACAGCCUUCCCCUGUACCCUCCUACAUCACACAGCCUUCCCUUGUACCCUCCUACAUCACACAGCCUUCCCCUGUACCCUCCUACAUCACACAGCCUUCCCCUGUUCUCUCCAUCACUCAACUUUCACCUGUAAAGUCUUUCGCCCGAGCACUGUUCCCCCCACCACUGCCUUAUCACGUGACCUGA
Haliotis rufescens (red abalone) is the source of this 1476-nucleotide messenger RNA. RefSeq names its product adhesive plaque matrix protein-like. Bases 1 to 1476 code for a protein of 491 amino acids. The record is from RefSeq and is a predicted model, not a curated record. Lineage: Eukaryota; Metazoa; Mollusca; Gastropoda; Lepetellida; Haliotidae. The transcript is spliced from 3 exons.